UGUUUCAUAGCUGAUUAUGGAGGUUUAUGCGCUAUGCUUAAGGAACAUAUGUUCGUUGUAUUAUAGGAUCAAGAAGUUUGAGAAGGAAGAGUAAGCUUUUUACUAGUUCGAGGUAGUUCGUGUAGAUACCCUUUGGGAGCGAAACAUAUAUUCGCUAUUUAGACGGUCAAUGGCUGGACUAACGUUCUUUAUUCUUACAGGUCAUGGUCCACGAUAUUACUGACGGAGAGUUAUUAUUGAAAAAUCACAGCCUCAAGAUUUCGUCAGCGAUGACUUUUGCUAUGUUUAAUAAAUACUCAGUUUUGUAAGGUUUUUGUACUUCGCCUCUUUGGCACAAUAUUUAUAUAAGUUUUACAAAUUACGUAUGAUUGCACGACACUUAUGUAUGUAAAAAUCACUUGAAAGGUACAUAAAUAGAAAACGUAAUUUCUUGUGUACACACGAAAAAAAUACUGAAAGUAAAACAUUUACGGGAAGUUGGUCAGGACGCGGCCGCAACUAUAUUUUAUAAACAGCACACAUGUAGAACCAUCGUACGUGCGUUUUUCGAGAAAAUAGCAAUGCUUAUGGGCUCGACGGAAGACUGGAAGUAGCUUGGAUUUGUCAUUUAAUAUAAAAUAUAAACGAAGUAUAAAUAUUUUAAGCAUUCAUGUGAUGUACAUACCUUGGCGUGAUCUUAUUAUAGCUGAAGUUCGUAGCAGUCCAAAAUACAUGCGUGGUCUCAACACUUAGAUUGCAAGUAUCUCAAAAAAAAGCCCUCGUUGAUAACAACGUGCCCUUGAAUAUGUAUUUUUUAAACUUUCAACAACAGAUAUUUUCGAGGAUCGUUCGAUAGGCUUCAUAUGUUGCAUUAUUGGGUUCUUUAUUAGCAAUUUUCUUAGAAAAUAGCAUGAUAUCAAAGAAAAUAUGGCUGUAUAUCAAUCGAGUAUCAAACUAUUGCUCUCUGGUGCAGCUAAUUUAUAGGCUCCACUAAUUUUCGAAAAUUUAAAUCGAAUUUAUUUUAGUAAAAACGAAAGAAUGGCCCAAUAUACACGUACGAUAUGCAUAAAAUUAUUGAAUUACUAAUAAUGUAGUAUUUAUGGUAAUAUAUUUAUUAUAAUUUAUUAUAAGUACUCAAAAAAGCAGUUGUUUUGAAGAUUCGAUUUUAUUCGCUUCAGGUUAUAGGAGGACAUGUUACUAUUACUCUAUUCGGCCCAAAGGUGAUGUAUAUCCUUAAGGUAUUUGAAUAUGAAGACAGAACAAGCACCGUGUAGUCAUGUUCUUUUAGUUCUAUUUGGUGCUUUGUGUAUGCUACUCACGAGCCAAAUAUGUAUUUGUUACUAAACUUAGCUAAAUGAUGUUAUGCAACUGCGAUCGACCAAUUCUAAAUACAGGGUCAGCUCCUAGCGCGUCAACGGUGCGUUCGACUAUCCCGCAGUCACCUCGAACUCCAUUAGCUCGUCUUCGAACUUCCGCCAAGGAACCUCUGCUGCCUCCCAUAAUGGUCAAUCCGCUUGAAAGGAUGGAGCCCAUUGUUGCACAAGUUGUAGCACAGCCUGUCAUUCAAGCUAAAUCACAGCCCAACAGGACUCAAUCCAAGGAAGGUGAGGUACGGUUGAACCCCAUUUUCAGCGGUCUGCUUGAACAGUCGACCUCUAUCAGACCGGGCUUACCUGUUCCAGGCCGUCGGGCAGCGUCACCUGCUGCUGUUGUCCUUACAGGUACAGUUCCGGCUAUGGCCGUUGGGUCUGUGUCCGAGGCACCGCAAUCAACAGCGCUAACUUCUCUUGCUUCUGGAGUGAUUUCGAGCGUACGACCCCAAACCCCGUUGAUCGUUCGUACAACCAUGUCGAAAGCUCGUCCACCCAAGCAGAUCAGCAUACCAUCGGUUUCGCAGCUAGAGAAGGUGAUCACGGAAUCGAUCCAGCGCGGUGUAGAUAUUAAUCCGAAGAACCUACCUACAUUUGUCGCCUCUUCCUCGUCUAAAAGCAGUUCAGCCACCGUAUCGCAAUCGACUCUUCAGAUGCAAGCAGUAUCCCAUACCCAGACAACUCCUGCAUCCUCUGUUCAGUGUCUAAUAGGCUCAUUGUCGAACCAGGUGACUUCUUUAGUUCAAGGACUCCCUGAUGAGGUAACAACCACGGCAAUGCACCCACCAACGAUGGCUCUUAAGCUGAAGAUUUCAAAAAGCGAAGGCAAUUAUGAAUCUAAAGUUAUUGAAGUGAUGAAAAAACCAGUCGCCAUGGAACAAGUUGCUCGCGAAAUGCAACUAGCUAAAAGGCGUCUGGCUCCAACGGCUGCGGCGGUUCUUGUGGUUCCUCAGCGAGUUCCAAUAACAUCUUCAACUGCUGAACGCCAACACUCAAAUACGAUCGUGAUCAGCGGACGCCUCGUUACUGGUGACGAAAGUGGAAACUUGCUUACCUCGACAUCAUAUCCAUCGUCUCUAGAACAAGUCCCCAUGGAACAGGAAUUACUAAACAGUGAGCCAGUAGCCUCCGGUGAUAAAACGCGUACUUCCUCUUCAGAUCAGUGUCACGAGACAAUACCGAUGGCAGUGGCUAACCCUUUCAUGACAGAAUCGCAAGACAAUUAUCACGAUGCGGUCCCGGUAUCCGAAGCUUCGAUGACGCAGUCAGAGGUUGCCUCCGUUGUGAGUGAUGCGCUGAAUACAAUUAAUAUAGAGCCGUACCAUGAGACUUCCCCAGUUGUUCAGGACUCAACAACGGGCAAUACAGGUGCAUCCUGUCACGUGUCCGUUACCUCCCAAAAGUUAGGCACAUCAUGUCCUGUCGAGGUUUCACGGGAAACAGGCACAACUUCUGCUGGAGAACACUUCUGCGCUACUCACCAAAAUCAGCAGGAGGAAAUACAGGAUCCAUUACAACAAAAGGUUCAACGGCGGCCGGAAGAACAGCCAGAUCAAGCAGAAGGAAUGUCAGCACAGGCAGAGGAUGUCCCCGACUUAGUCGACAUCUCCGAUAGCCCUGUCACUAUCGAAACUGCAACGAUUGAUGACGAUUGUUUAAUUAACGACGUCGAAGAAUCGCCAUUCAUUGUUAGCUAUCACGAUGAGGAGGAGCCUCCACCGCAAGUAUUAGCAGAUCCUGAUCGCGAGGAUGUCGUGAUUGAUCUAACAGAAAGCGAUGUAAACAGUCAGAUGGUGCUGAAUAUAGCAGCACAAAGACACGACUGUCUCAUACGACAUCGACCUACCACUACUACUCGACCGCUUUUACCAAAAGUCGGUCUUUUAUGCAGAAGCAAUCUAAAACCAAAUGUUGGUACCAUACGACGGUUUCUUAAGCCCACUAUACCUAAAUUCGUUCCGAAGGUUCAAGCCGCACCCUCGAUUAAUCCUUCCGCAACCGACAGCAAGGAAGCGUCUGAAUAUAAAAAUAAUAAUGUACCUACUGUGCAGGCGUCUUCGGAACAGGUUGGCAAGGAUAAGGCCUCAAUCGUCUCUACUGUUGAUGACCCCCCGAAGCAGCUGCUGGUAGUUGCUCUUCCAUCGGAUCAUCCUGAAAGCCCUGCUUGGCCUAUGGCCGAAGCGGGACCGACAACUACGGCCAGUAGACUACAGCCAGUAGAUACAGUGGAUUGCCAGCAAACUAAGUCGACCGAACGUGGGCCCGCUUUUGUCCCAAGUAAACGCCGACGGAAGUCCUCUUCACAGUCGGAAGGAAGUGUGCCACGCGAGCCGUGUAGUCGAUCGCCUGAAGCAAAUGUUGUCGCUGAAUCUUUGCAAGGUCAAAGACGAAGUACUCGACCGAAGGUCCCGAUCCCGAAAAUGGCAAAUAUGCAGUUUGGUAGGGAUUCUGCCUCGCAACAGCAAAUUGCAGCAAGAGAAGGUCCAAAAAAAGUAGGUCGACCCCCUCGACGCAUGUUGGCGCCAACAAGAAUCAUCCCAAAAAAGCUUACUACCGAGAUCGCUAAAACAAAAAAGGAUGCUCCAAUGAAUACCGAUGAGGCGAAAUUAACGGCAGCGUCUGCGGAGGGAUAUCAGCUUCCUGUGUCAUCAACACCAAAAGGUGCAAGCUGUAUUGCAAGUCCAAUAACUGCUGCGACGAAUAUAACGUCAACAACCCUUAGAAAAGGAAGAAGAUCAAAGGUAGUCCCCUGUGUUGUAAAAAAACUGCCCCAAGCAGCUUCAGAGAGUCGACUGCAUAGUGAGCUUUCACAAGAUGUACCACUUAAUGCAAGAGAAGAGAAUUCGCAAACCGUGGAGAAACAGCACCCACCGGCUUCAUGCGUGGGCAAGCAAAUUGAAAAAACGGAUCAUACUUCGGUUAGGCCUGGGGCAGCAGAGAACUGUACUAUGUCCAUGGAUAUUGUAACUCAGUCUGAAGGCUCUACGGCUUGUUCCAGAUCAACGACUAAAGCAUUGUCACUCACUGUGAGAGAAAACGAGAUGUCAGCUAUAUCUGGGGGACAAAUUGAAGGGGAGAUGACUCCCGAAUCGGCUCCAGCUUCGGAGGAUUUAAAAGACGUUUCCAACAGCACGGAGAUAACCCCUGGAUCACCAAUGAUUGUUGAAAAAAAUCUCCACUGUUCGAUGUGCGACUACAGGACACAUACGCCACUGUUCCUUACAAUCCAUAAAAGAAGCCACAAACCUAACCUUUCUUGCUCACCAUGCCACAAGGUAUUCUCGGACGUUCAAGCUGUCAGGGAACACGAAGAAAACGAACAUGUUGUUAAUGACACUGCAGAAAGGCUCCUUCGUUGUCCAAAUUGUGAAUACAAAACUAAGCAUAAUGUGUACAUGAGCCGGCAUAUUACGCUUAAGCAUGCCGGUUCUGACGAAUAGGGAAACGCUGUGAUUUGCAUAUGUAUAAUAUAAUAUAUCCCAGACGAAAAUGUCCCGUACGUUCUGAGAUCAACUUUGUGUACACUGGAAGCACAGCUUACUUGUAUUCUGCACUGCGGGAACGCUAAAAAUGUCGCUCCGAAACUACUGUCGAAAGUAACUCAGUUACGCAGUAAAAAUCAACAGAUUAACUAUUUGUAAAAAGGUUGUAAAAUUAUGCCGGAGUGUGGCUAAAAUGAGAUUGUAAUUUCAGAAGUUUCUAAGUAAGGCCAACUUGUUGCUUCUGUUGACUUCGCUAACGGUGGCACGCGCCAUUAAUGCUCAGCUGUCUUUAGCUUCUCAGCAAAAAUGCAAGGACAUGUUUGUAUAUACAGACAAUAUCAAGGCCGCAACUCGUUCAUACGAAGUUUUAGAACUGGGUAAAUGCGACUGACAUAGUUGAGUGAAUGAAGUGGGAGGCAAAUCAUUUUAUAAACGGAAGAGAGCCUUCAGUUUGCAGUUGUGUUAUCUCACUUCUUGAGCAGAAUGGAUGGUAAUAUUGAUGGGGUACAAGAAAAGCAGGAUUGGUGCAAAAUAUUUAUGAUAUUAUGGACCUAUAUUUGUAGGAUUAGUUUUCGCGGCAUUUUUCUGUGUAUGUAAUUUACGCGAAUCAGCUGAUCUGCAGAUUGCGUAUGCACCUAGAUUAUUUAAAAAUUGAUGCAGAUCUUAUCUAAAUUUUCUAAAUUAAAGUACUCUGUACAUCUGACUCCUUCAACUUCUGUUAAGUAACUGAGUCGAAUUUGAAUGAACAAAUUUCUGGCGUGUAAUAAUAGCAAUAGUGAGUUAGUAUAUUCAAAAAGGGAAGCUAGCUGUAGACAAUUCCUAAAGAAACUGAUUUUUCAUGUAGUCAGGUGAAAAUUUCGCGAAGCAUACACGCGGAUCGCGUCAUAUCGGACCCAAAACGAGGAAUGAUAACUUUAGGCGUUUUGACAGUACGUCGAGUUGUCGGUCGUGCGUCUAUGUAGUGAUACUGCCAUCGAGAUAAUCGGGAAGUUCUUUUAAUUAAUCCACAGGUUGAAUAGUACGUAAAACCAAACAAUAAUAAUAAUAAUGGUGGGCACAAUAUAAGUAAGUAGUAAGUGUCUCUUUACGUUCAUGUAAAAAUUAUGCAGAAGUCAUGCGUUCGUCGUUAUAUGGCAAAAACCUGUACAACCGUGUGUAUGAAUAUCAAUUAAGGGGAUGCGUGAUCACUCAUUUGUAACUGGUUAUUAUGGAACAUUUUUAUCAGACGACAGUACAGCAAUAAUAACGACAAAGGAAUAAAAAAACAAAGAAAAUUCAAGUCAACAAACAUUGAUGGCAAAGUUUAACUAUCCUCUAUUUACUUUAGGUUUUAGUCGCCGUCUUAAUUAUCUAUUUAGUAAGGUUUAUUAGUUACGAUACUUUUAGCCAUUAUUGAGUAGAUUUCAAAGACUUAAAAAUUCCUAAAAGAAACUGUUCGGAAUGUUGUCAGCGAAUUCGUGUAUACGAGAAAUAUUAGAAAAUAAAAAAAUUUAAUUACACUUGA
Molecule: messenger RNA, 6335 nt
Organism: Varroa destructor (honeybee mite)
Lineage: Eukaryota; Metazoa; Arthropoda; Arachnida; Mesostigmata; Varroidae
Source: RefSeq, a predicted model, not a curated record